Podarcis lilfordi (Lilford's wall lizard) is the source of this 666-nucleotide messenger RNA. NCBI's taxonomy places the organism in Eukaryota, Metazoa, Chordata, Lepidosauria, Squamata, Lacertidae. The record is from the annotation of a GenBank genome assembly.
AUGGCUUGCUGUGCAUUGCAAACUGUGGCCCUGCUGCUUGGGGGCAUUGGCAUGGUUGGAACAUUUACCGUCACUCUGAUGCCUCAGUGGAAAGUAUCUGCCUUCACAGAAAGUAACAUCAUAGUCUUUGAGACCAUUUGGGAGGGUCUAUGGAUGGUGUGCGUCAAUCAUUUCAAGAAGCAUCAGUGCAAAUUCUACGGAUCCUUGUUGGCCCUUCCACCUGCCUUGGAAGCAUCCAGAGGACUAAUGUGCACAGCAUGUGCCCUGUCAGUUAUUGCCUUUCUGAUUGCCAUUGCUGGCACAAAGUGCAUCCGAUGUCCUGGCAGUAAUGAGCAGAUGAAGAACAAGAUUCUGUUGGCAGCUGGAGCAAUUUUCCUUCUGACUGGGGUCAUUGUGCUGAUUCCUGUUUCCUGGACUGCCAAAAACAUCAUCGAGGACUUCCACAAUCCAGUAAUCCAGUUUGGCCGUAAACGUGAACUGGGACCUGCACUCUAUUUAGGCUGGAUCACUUCAGCAUGUCUAAUCAGCGGAGGAGCCAUAUUUUGCAGCUUUUGUGGCUCUGCAGAGAAGCCUGGAAGAUACCGAGAUUCAUUGCCAUCCAGUCGCAGACUGAACAAACCUGAACAUAUCAGGAUGAUGCCUCUAAGUGUACAUUCUUACGUCUGA